UGGUGCAGUUGGCGGAAUAGGAAUAGAACUUGGUUAAGGUGAAGAAGGGAUCAGCAACGUGAGCUCUAAUAUACCAAACGUAGUCGAGUAGGUAUGCAACGAGGUUGCGAUGAAGUCGGGGUCACCAACGUGAGGAAUGUAGGCGGAACAAGAAUGAAACCUGGUAGUGGUGAAAAUGGAUCAGCAACGUGAUCGUUAAUCUACCAAAGGUAAACGAAAUAGCUAUGAAACUUGGUUGUCGUGGAGUCGGGGUCAUCAACGUGAGCCCUAAAGCUUCCAACAUAGUCGGAAUAGAGGUGGAAGGUGAUUGUGGGGAUGUCGGGAUCACCAAUGUGAGUUCUGAAGCUCCCAACAUAGUCGGAAUGAAGGUGGAUAGUGAUUGUGGUGAUGUCGGGAUCACCAAUGUGAGCCCUAAAGCUCUCAACAUAGUCGAAAUGGAGGUGGAAGACGAUUGUGGUGAUGUCGGGAUCACCAACGUGACUCCUAAUGCACCUCAGAUUAUCAUCUGUUGUCAGCCCAAUAAUCACUUCAUGUGUCUGGAGAAGCUUGAGAGUUCUUCGCCGCCGAGAACCCCAGUUUGGACGUAUAUUGAGCAUGCAAUAUAUUAGUAAUUUCAGUAUAUAUUUGUACAUUUUAAUACACCUACAAUUUUACUUCUAUUAAACCAGCUCUGUCGCUUUCUCCAUGUAUCUUUUAAUAUACACACCUUUAUUAUUUACCUCUAGCAUAACAAGCUCCGUUGCUC
Molecule: messenger RNA, 745 nt
Organism: Sphaeroforma arctica JP610
Lineage: Eukaryota; Ichthyosporea; Ichthyophonida
Exons: 1
Coding region: 225-608 (127 amino acids)
Source: RefSeq, a predicted model, not a curated record